GUUCAGAGUGUUCAGCACCAAUACAGUUGGGUGCAAUUUUAUAUUUUAGGAAAAAAAUGUCGCGUAAACGAAAAUUAUCACAUAUAAAAGAAAGAUGUCGUAUUUGCCUAGUUGAACAUGGAUGUAUGACUAAUUUAUUUGAUGAAGUUCUACAAUCAAAACUGCAUGAUCUGACUAAAUGUACUUCUGUCAAUAUCAAAGAAGAGCAUGGCUUGCCUGAUAUUAUAUGUCAUAUAUGCCUUUACAAACUGGAAAUGUGGAGUGAAUUUAAAGAACAAUUUAUACGGUCAAAUCAAAUGUUGUUAAGCCAAUUGGAACUUAUAGAAACUUCUGAUAAUGAGAAAAAAAUAAAAACGGAUGUACCACCACUAAUACCUUUACAGGUCACAAAUGCGGACAAUAUAACGGAUCAAACAAUACUUAAAGAUAUGUACAUAUCUGAAGAUGACGUUACAUCUUCGAAGGAUUCCUCGCAAAAACCUCAUGAUGCUUCCAAUGACGAUAAAUGUAAAAACGAUGAAGGACAGGAGAAUAAAGAUAAUAUUCAACCAAAACCAACCUUAGUUCCAAUGAAAGUGAAACCAUUAACUGGAAGGCGUAAUAUAACUGAACGAAGAAAGGCAUCGACUAAAAGGUGGGUUGCAAGGAAAAAGGCUCUUCUUGCAGCGAUUGGAGAAAGUGUUUCAGACACAGAUUCUAUGGCUUCGGAUGAUACGCAGCUAUCACCAGUGCAGAAGGCAAGGGCAAAAACAAAUAUGGAUAAAGAGGUCGAAAAGCAAAGAAGAUUAGCCAGAGAAUUGAAGAAUUUGGAGACCAAUUUGACAGACAAAUAUAAACACGAUUUUAUGAGUAUCGAUAGCGAUUCCGAUGUGCAUAGAACGAGAUCUCUUAGAAACAGAAAUUCUGAUAUUUCCUCAAUCGAAGGAAAAAAUAUAUCUGCGAAAAAAAGUGUUGAACAAGAUAAAGUCAAGAAAGAUAAAUUUUCCGAGGACCUAAAGGAAAAAGAAAUUUCUCCCGAUUCACUGCCAGAAAAAGUUGUUCAAGAAAAAUCAUCAAAAAAGGAUAAAGUAGAAAUAACUGAAAAUAAAUUUUCACCGUGUUCAGUAAAAUCAGAAUUAGAAAUUGGAGAUGUUACGUACAUCGUUACUUCUACAUUAACGCUCGCGGAAUCUCAUUAUUUGAAUAAGGAGAAUUUAAAUACUUUAUCGAAGGAAUUCAAGAAUGGUAAUAUCGAACAAAAUUCUCAAGAGAAGAAUACCGAUAUUAUCGAUGCUGUGCAACUUCGUAGAAUAAAUCCAGUUCCGAUAGACGCUAAUAACAAAAAAUGUAUCGAAAGAUGUCUGAAUAUAGAAGUGGAGGGAACAGAAAUAGAGGCACUAAAGCACGUACAAGUUGAAUUAGCUAAUUUCAUAGAAAAAGAAUUCAGAACAAAUAACGAGGAUACAAAAAAAGAUAAGAUAGUACACGAUUAUAAAACUUCGUAUCAAACUUUGGAUCAACAGUUGAAAAUUAUCGUAGAAAAGACCAUAAAGAAAAAUUUCGAAUCGUCUUUGAUGAGAAGUUGUGGCACUGAUUUUAAUUCAUAUUCUCAACCAGCUGGAAGAGUGUCGCCAACGUUUGUAAAAGAGGCAAUGAACUCCAAAAAGUAUCAACCGAGAAUUGUAUUAAAGCGUUUGGACAUAAAAAAAGAAAGUAAAAUUCGUAAUAUUAAUAACAUGCACGUUCUGAUUAAACGUACAGUUAAGAAUAAACUUGGCGGGCCAUUUAGUAUGGUUUCUCACAAAAGACAAAGCGUCCCGCCAAUAAGAUAUAAUGACUACAAUACUUCCGCUUUGGAUUCUGAUUCUUAUUUAUCGGAAGAAACUUCCGAAGCAUCUAGAACAGAUAAUAAUAUACCAAAAUCACAAGAUAGUAAAGUCUCCAAACAGACAGAAGAAUCGAAAAUUGUGGAUUCUAGUAAAAGCGAGCAUAAACUCGAGAAUAUUUUUAAAAUUAUCUCACCACACAGUGAGAAACAUAUAUGUGGUGUAUGCGAACAGUCGUUUGCUAAUCGUAGCGAUGCCGUGGUACAUGUUCGUAUGCACAAAACAGAGACUACUAUGUCACGACACAGCAAACAUAAAAUGAUGCGAUGUAAAAGAUGCCACGAAAUAGUAGAAGCAAGAUUUGUAAAGGCUCACGUGUGCAAAUCGAAGCAACAAACUCACAAAUGUUACGUGUGCAAUUCGACAUUUCGAACUGAGAAACUUUUGGUACAUCAUUUGGAAAGCCACGAUCAGUCCGAAUUUACAAUAGAAAAUAUAACAAAGGGAGAAUCUCAGAAGAUAACGAAUGCGAGUACAUCGCAGAAUUCCAAAGACACAUUGUAUUUAAAGUUGGAAAAGGGUCAAUCUUCAAAAGCAGAAAAUUAUCUAAUUACAAAGUCAGAGAGCUUAAGGACAGGAUUAAGCAGUGAGAAAAUCGGAACAAGUAAAGAAAAGGAAGAUACUGCUUCUGGAGCAGAGAAACCAAAGGAAACAUACAAUUGUUUCGUAUGCGACAAAAUAUUUACAGACGAGGAACUACUGAAGGACCAUUUACAAAAGCAUUGCGAUGAUGUGAGCGAGGGUGACCAAAGCCCUGGCAAAGAACAGUAUCAAUGUGCAAUUUGUGGUGAUUCGUUAGAAUCUGAAGAUGCAUUGGAAGCACACGUAGAGAAACAUUUAUUCGACGAAGAGGAUGACAAUCCUAAUCUAAUUAGUAUCGCUAAUGAAAAUGAUAAAUCGAAGGAAGAAGUUUAUCAAUGUUUGCAAUGUGCAGAAACAUUUAAUUCGGAAAUGUUACUGGAAAUGCACAUGCAGGCUCACGAGGAGGAAGCUGCUAUAGCAGAAUGGGAGAAACAAGGAAUAAAAGCUUAUGAAUUUCAAUGCAUGAUUUGCGAUGAAUUGUUUGAAACAGAGGAAGAUUUAUCUGAACAUAUAGAUAUACAUAAUGGAAAUGCGCAUGUUUGUCAAUUAUGUGAUAAACCAUUCUCAAGUCUUGAGGACUUGCAGAAACAUGUUGCCACUCAUUAACGUGUAGCUCUUAAAGUUAAUUCAUUUAAAACGUAUAGACUGAGAAUUAAGUUAUCACACGUAUGUAAUGAUUCUUCAAUUUAUAAUGUGAUCAACAAAAUUUUUUCAUUAAUAUAAUAUAAAUAUGUACAGAUAUAUUAAAAAUAUUUUUUUAAGUACACGUAUACGUUGCUUCUAUUUAAAUAUCUAUUGGAUUGUAUUGUGCUUAUAUUACUUCUGAAGGAUAGAGCUAAUAUUUCCGACAUUCAUACACCUAUGAUUUUAGAAUUAUUGAUAGGUCAUUAUUUUUGUGUAUGAUUAUUCACAAAUUAUAAAAGAUUCAUCUAUAUGUACAUAUGCUAUAUAAUAAGCUAAUAUUUCAUAUGUACAUAUGACUGUAUCGAAAUUAUGUGUAUAUUUGUCUGUAAUAUCGUAUAUAAUUUUAUUUUCAAUGUAUGACAAACUUGUAAUAUAAAAGUUCCGUAAUAUUUAUCAGAGUGGAUUAGAAUUAGAAGCGACAUGUAUAAAUUUUGUUUUUUUUUUUCAGUGAUAUUUAGUAUAUAUGAAAUUUAAUGAAUAUGCAAAUAUAUAAUUUUUUUACGGUAGCAAAAAAACUGUUUACAAUAAUAUCUUGAAACAAUGAUGUACGUGUUUUUUAAUUCUUAUAGCCAUGAUGCGAGUUUAUUAUAGUCUACAAUUGCUUGUAAACUUAACUGACGUUUAUGAAAAUGUAUCGCAUAUUUAUAAGUGAAAACAGUCGCUGUAUCUGAUAUAUUAUGUAAUAUUUCGUAUAUAUGCUAUUUAUUAAGUUAUACAUAAUAAAUUUUAUACACAAACUAUAAUCUAUUUAACAACAUCAUGGAAUCGCGAACACUCUUUACAGAAAAUAAUUUGGAGGACUAAUGAUGUAAACAAUUACAAAAAUCAGUCGCUGGCUGAAUUGUAAAUGUUAUUAUACUCCUACUAUAUUUACAUAAAUACUGUGUAUAGUGACACGUUAUUUACUCGUGACGAAUAAUUAGCAUUUAUCACUAUAUACCAUGAAAACUUGACUUGACUUGUAAGUUGAUUCAUCUGAGCGCGUUUGCAAAAUCAAAGAGACUUUAUUAAAUAACAAAUGACUUUGUUAAUGCUAACUCGCGAAUUUGUCUUGUCGAAAAUUAUAAAUGCUUUCUUUCUCGAACCAUUAGCAUCUAUAGUUCGUUCAGUUUUGUAAUUACUCCGCAGUGUUGUUUCUGUUUUUAAAACAGCGUCUAUAAUACUACAAAUAUUUCUUGCUUGAAAGCAUGUAUUCAUGAAGGUACAUCGAUUAACUUAACAGCAAGUAAUUUGUUGCAAUACGAAAGAACGUAUUUAAUAAUUAAAAUUUGACAACAAUUUUGCGCUUUCACUUCCAAUUUUUCAAUCACGUUAUACGUCUAUCAGAAAAUGAGUAAUGAUUAUAUGAAAUAUCUUCAGUAUUAUAUAUUUCAUUUGAUAUAAAAUUUUUCAAUUAUUAAAAAAGAUAUUACGAUUGCAUUUUCUCAUAAACGAUCAUUAAACAUUGCUUUCAUAUAAGAAAUUAUGUACAAAAAGCACAUUAACCAAUGACGAAAAUUCCUCGAAAUUCCUCCAUAACGCAAAUAUUCUCAUAGUAUCAUAACUUUUUUAUUAUAUAAUUAUAAUUUCAUUUCUUAUAUUAUAUAUAAAUAAUUCUCCAACUUUUUUUCUCAACAAUAAAAGAUUGUAAUUAUUUAAAAAAAAAAGAAAAAAAGAAACAGAAAAAAGAAAAAAAUUGGGCAAUUCUGGGUCCCAAAUUUAUUCGUUUGGUACAUCUCAUGUAUUUGCGCAUUCUCCUUCGCAUUUCUUGCUGAUUCGAACCAUCAUAAAAUCUCAACUUCGUUAAACAAUUGCAACUUUACAUACCAUUACGUUCUUAAGUCUAUUAUAUACAACGAUACCAUUCGGAAAGAAUAGGUUUUAAUAGUAUCAUUUGAAUAACAAUAAAUUAAAUAUACUUCUCGUCGCAUUCGCCAAAAUAUUUCAUGGCAACGAUGCUAAUAAUGAGUCGAAAAAUGUUUUUCCUUUUUCUUUUUUUUUUU
Messenger RNA from Heterotrigona itama, 5113 nucleotides. The record is from the annotation of a GenBank genome assembly. Lineage: Eukaryota; Metazoa; Arthropoda; Insecta; Hymenoptera; Apidae.